Molecule: messenger RNA, 441 nt
Organism: Triticum urartu
Lineage: Eukaryota; Viridiplantae; Streptophyta; Magnoliopsida; Poales; Poaceae
Source: RefSeq, a predicted model, not a curated record
CAGAGAUCGAUUCGAGAGGCAUACUGUCACAGACACAGGAGUAGCACACACAGAUCUGGCGCGGCAGCGAGGGGCGGAGAAGUUAGGAUGACGGGGAGAAUCCGGUUCACCCACGCGGAGGUCGCCAAGAUGUUGGAGGUCCUCCGUGACCUCAACGCCAUGCCCAAGCGUCCCAUCAUCCAGGGACUCACCGACGACUUCAACGCCUCCCCGGACCGCUCCGGCGACGGCCAGGUCCCCGUCCAGUACAGUCAGGUGCACACCUGGUUCCAGAACCGGAGGUACACGCAGAAACGGAGGGGUGAGCGGCCGCCGGCACAAGGGAAGAUGCUGCCCACGGGGGCUGAGGCACAGCACCCAGCUUCCUACAGGGUUCAGUCCUCUUGCCCUUCCAACUCCGAAUCACAGUCAGGUGCUGCACUGUUCAUUCCCUUUUAUUGA